Molecule: messenger RNA, 1899 nt
Organism: Macroventuria anomochaeta
Lineage: Eukaryota; Fungi; Ascomycota; Dothideomycetes; Pleosporales; Didymellaceae
Product: HET-domain-containing protein
Exons: 2
Coding region: 1-1899 (632 amino acids)
Source: RefSeq, a predicted model, not a curated record
AUGGACGUUCCACGGUACAAGUAUGAGCCUUUGCAACUUGCCAAUGAGAUUCGCGUGCUCAAGUUAGGAAAGAAUCGAACAAGGAUCGAAGUCUGUAUUCUCCAUGUGCCUGUGGCAAGCCGUGCUUUCCGUGCACUUUCUUAUGUGUGGGGAAACCCACAGGAAGCAGGCAGGGCGACAAUUACCGAGGGAAAUGGACAAGCACUUGGAUGGAUCCCCUUGACCAAAAAUCUUGACAACGCCAUGCGCAACCUCCGCGACACCGAAGGGCUCGAAAACGAGUGUUUUUGGAUCGACCAGAUCUGCAUCAACCAGCAAGAUGAAGAAGAGAAGGGCCAGCAAGUUGCAAUGAUGAGCCAUAUCUACACUGAGUCAAGACAAGUCAUCACAUAUCUUGGACCAGCUGGGAUCGAAGAGGAGGAGCUGCGAGGGAUCCGUUUGCUCAAGAGAAUCCACGAGUACAUUCCGGAUGAGACCUGGCAGCAAAUGUACAAAGUAGGAAAUGCCGAAAUAUGGGAAAGGUACAUGAGGCAAGGCUGGAAUUGGCUUAUACAGGUUGCGUAUGGUGAAUGGACUCAGCGAUUAUGGAUCGUACAAGAGCAGUUGCUAAACAAGAAUGUUAUAAUGCUUCGGGGGGACCGCCUGAUAGACUGGAACGCUAUUGCCACACUGCCUAUCCUAUUUGGCUUUGGCCACCUUCCACAGCAAUAUCGCGAUACAGCUAGGAGAAUGCUUGGUGGGAAUGCAGUGCCUGCGGUCGAAGUCGAAAGAUCUAUAUACGGCCUCUGGUGGGACAGGCAGGCCCGACUCCAGACUGAGACUGUGUAUACCUGGUCUCCGCUAUGCCACAACUUACAAUGGUACCAGUCGCUUCUGUGUCGAGAUCCUCGAGACCGCGUGUACGCCAUUCUUGCCAUUUCCAAGGACUCUGCAGCCCUCAGUCUCAACCCAGAUUACUCUUCUAUGAAUACUCCGGAUACCCUUUCCAGGCAUUUAUCCGUGCGCGUGCUUCAGAAUGGACACAAUCUAGAGCUCUUGAGUUUUAGUCUUUCAUGGCGCCAACCGCAUUCAACACUUCCCUCCUGGUGUCUGAACCUUGAUAUCGCCUUCGACGCCAACUCCCCGGCGAAUGUUCCCGUUGAAGUAUAUAAACCGCACCCUAUAUGGCAGCUCAAGGAAUCUGUACGCUUUCGUUCGAAUGACUCGGUCCUUAUAGUCAGAGGACGGAUCAUAGAUAACAUCUCGACAAAAAAUUACAGUACAGUUCGGAUUCAUGAGACUACAAAUAUCUCAUCGCAAAAUGGCUUUUUACGCAGCCUCGUGUCUACCGUACCUGAUAACUUUCACAUGGAGGAUAUCUCCCGCAUACUGGAUACAACCACCGCGAGAGCACCUUGGUCCCCACAACCUACGGCUCAGGCCACGAAAGAUGAGGUGAUAGCUUUCUACUUCUGGGUCUAUCUGAGAUACCUGUUGCGUCUGCUGGUGGAAGAAACUGGUUCUAUUUUGCCCACAUCUGACGACAUCAUCGAACGCUGCGAUCGUAUCCUGCAGAGGCUUAAGGUUUUGGCCCCCCGUAACCCAUAUCCAGAAUGCGAAAUCACCGCUGAGAUCACCGAAUCGGAGUUUAUGGCUCUUGAAAAAGUCUUGAUAUAUUCGUUGGAAGAGGGGCGUUGUCUUGGUCGCACUGCCACACAACGCUUCUUCAAUGCUACUCACAGCGUGCAGGAGGGUGAUCCGAUCGUGGCUUUGCAAGGUUCCGACCAACUCUAUGUCAUUCGUCUUGUCGGUGGAACCUACAAGCUGAUUACCGAUGUAUUCGUCGAUGGGAUGAUGAAUGGCGAAGCAUAUGAGAACGUCCAUCCGGACAUGGUCGAUUGUGAUAUCGCAUUAGCUUGA